AUGGUUGAGAAACUCUGCUUUAAGGGAGUAAAAGAGUGUUACUACUGCUGGAUGAAACAAUGCAUGUCAAUGAACGUCUUUGUAGAUCGAGGUACGGAAAGCAACAUACUUCAGAAUUUUGAAUUUCAAAAUUUAUUUAAAUGUAAAUAUUUUUGCCAUUCACUAUUUACUAUAACUUGA
Messenger RNA from Nezara viridula (southern green stink bug), 180 nucleotides. The record is from the annotation of a GenBank genome assembly. Lineage: Eukaryota; Metazoa; Arthropoda; Insecta; Hemiptera; Pentatomidae.